Sebastes umbrosus (honeycomb rockfish) is the source of this 1864-nucleotide messenger RNA. It is a transcript of the gene kpna2, whose product is annotated as karyopherin alpha 2 (RAG cohort 1, importin alpha 1). Bases 109 to 1683 code for a protein of 524 amino acids. Gene Ontology annotation, cellular component: cytoplasm; nucleus. NCBI's taxonomy places the organism in Eukaryota, Metazoa, Chordata, Actinopteri, Perciformes, Sebastidae. Gene Ontology annotation, molecular function: nuclear import signal receptor activity; protein binding. The record is from RefSeq and is a predicted model, not a curated record. Gene Ontology annotation, biological process: NLS-bearing protein import into nucleus. The transcript is spliced from 11 exons.
GCCGUGUAGCAGCAGUUUAAAGGUCUGUGCGGCUCUUUCUGGGAACCACAAACCUUCACCAGAGGACCAGAAAUAAUACAACAAAAACUCCACUUGUCACUUGGAAACAUGGCUGAGAAUGUCGAGCGUCUGAACAAGUUCAAGAACAAAGGAAAAAAUGAUGCCAAUGAGCUUCGUCGCAGGAGGGUGGAGGUGAACGUGGAGCUCCGCAAGGCCAAGAAAGAUGACCAGAUGUUCAAGAGGAGAAAUGUGGGUGCGUUUCCUGACGAGGCCACUUCUCCUCUGCAGGAGAGGACCCAGAACGGCCAGGCUGCCAGACAGUGGACCGUUGAAGAGAUUCUCACCGGAGUGAACAGCGGUCAUGCUGAGUCCCAGCUCCAGGCUACGCAGGCUGCACGGAAGCUCCUGUCUCGUGACAAGAACCCUCCCAUUAACCAGAUGAUCAGCGCCGGCCUCAUCCCAAAGUUUGUCGCCUUCCUGGGACUGGUGGACUGUCCUCAGAUCCAGUUCGAGGCGUCGUGGGCUCUGACCAACAUCGCCUCUGGGACGUGCGAUCAGACCGCUGCGGUUGUCGAUGGCGGGGCCAUUCCCGCCUUCAUCGGCCUUAUCACGUCCCCCCACCAGCACAUCAGCGAGCAAGCGGUCUGGGCUCUCGGAAACAUUGCUGGUGAUGGAUCAGCUCUGAGAGACAGGGUCAUCAAGCAUGGAGUUGUGGCCCCUCUGCUCAGUCUGCUGGAAGUCUCUGACCUGUCUGUACAUAAUGCCGGCUACCUGAGGAAUGUCACAUGGACAGUGUCUAACCUCUGCCGCAACAAGAACCCCUCCCCCCCUCUGAACGCCAUCCAACAGAUCUUACCCGCUCUAAUUCGUCUGCUACACCACGAUGACUCGGAGGUGUUGGCCGAUGCGUGUUGGGCUGUUUCCUACCUGACAGACGGCUCUAAUGACCGCAUCGAGGUGAUGGUCCAGACCGGUUUGAUCACUCGCCUGGUGAACCUGCUCGGCUUUCAAGAGCUGUCUAUCAUCACCCCAGCGCUGCGUGCCAUCGGCAACAUCGUGACCGGUACAGAUGAGCAGACUCAGGCGGUGCUGGAUGCCGGCGCCCUGGCCAUGUUCCCCCACCUGCUGCGCCACAAAAAGGGCAACAUCCAGAAGGAGGCGGCCUGGACUCUGUCCAACAUCACAGCAGGGAAGGACAACCAAAUCCAGGAGGUUAUCAACGCAGGCCUCGUUCCAUUACUGGUUGACGCCCUAGUGCGGGGUGACUACAAGACCCAGAAGGAGGCUGUGUGGGCUAUUACAAACUUCACCAGCGGGGGCAACAUUCAGCAGGUGGUUUACCUCGUCCAAGCCAACGUGCUUGAGCCUCUCCUAAAUCUCCUCUCCUCCAAGGACAGCAAAAUUGUCCUUGUCAUCUUGGAUGCCAUCACCAAUAUCUUCAUGGCCGGGGAUAAAAUCGGGGAGGCAGACAAGCUGAGUCUGAUGGUGGAAGAAUGCGGCGGACUGGACAAGAUCGAGAAUCUGCAGUCUCACGAGAACGAGAUGAUCUACAAAGCAUCCCUCAAUCUGAUCGAGAAAUACUUCUCUGACGAGGAUGAGGUGGUGCAGUGUGUGGCCCCAGAAGCAACCAAUGACGGUUAUGCAUUUCAAAUCACUGAAAACCAGAGCAAUUUCGAUUUCUAGAUGACUUUCUAAUGCCUCUUCUCUCUAUACUCUAUACUGUUAUUACUGUACCCUCACUGCUACUGUUUGUCCUUUCUUUCCUUCUAAUUGUGGAGUUUUGUAUGUGUUGUACAUACUGUUUUAAUAUGAAAAAAACAUGAUUGUAAAUAAAGUUGUCGGAUCAUGUGUGGGGUUGAUUCAC